Molecule: messenger RNA, 3041 nt
Organism: Cololabis saira (Pacific saury)
Lineage: Eukaryota; Metazoa; Chordata; Actinopteri; Beloniformes; Belonidae
Gene: nsun3
Product: NOP2/Sun RNA methyltransferase 3
Exons: 6
Coding region: 125-1453 (442 amino acids)
Biological process (GO): rRNA methylation
Cellular component (GO): mitochondrial large ribosomal subunit
Molecular function (GO): methyltransferase activity
Source: RefSeq, a predicted model, not a curated record
AGGACGUACUCCUCAAUGCUCUGUUGUUAUCAGUAAUUUAAUAGAUUUUUUCAGAGUUAUCAGUGUAAAUAAAUUGGGUCAUGUUAGCUGUGAGGGAUUUCUAUUUAGGUCUUCGACUCACAACAUGUCAAGAAAACUAUUAUCCGAAACUAAGAAGCUAAUUCCGAAGCCUCUAUUUGGUUUGUGGAGGUUCAAGUGUCACACGAGUCCUCACGGUCCUUUUCAGAAAAAAUAUUAUAAUAACAAGGUAAGAAAAACUUCAAAAAAAGGAAGAGUUUUGUGUCCAGCAGUCCUCGAUGACUUUGACAGGCAGUACAGUGAGGAACUUGGAAACUUGUGGCCAUCUGCAAGGGCAGUGCUCCUGGACCCUCCGUCUUGGCAGUAUGGGGUCAUGCUCAACCGCUUCAGUGUUGUGACAGACAUUGUGCAGAAUCUUCAGUCCCAGGGCUUCUCAACAUUGCCUCAUAUAUUUCCCCAGACAGGGUGUAAUGCUGAGUACCAAGAAGAAAAAGGCACUCUCUUGUUGCCCCACUGCAUCUCAAAGUGUCCUCCUGAGGACUCCACUCUCCAGCCUGACAUCACUUCCCAUGCCUCCAGUCAGGAACCACAGUCAGAGCCCUCUCUCACCCUUCCAUAUUCUUCAAUGCAAUGUUACAUCCACUCCCGUCCUCUACGAUUUCCCUCUCAGGCUCACAGGCCUGGCCAGUUGAAACAGUAUUACCUCCUGAAUGCUGCCUCACUACUUCCUGUUCUGGCUUUGCAAGUCAGAGAUGGAGACAAGGUUUUGGAUCUUUGCUCUGCCCCUGGGGGUAAAGCUGUCGCCAUAAUGCAGACUGCAACUCCAGGGCUUCUCUGCUGUAAUGAACCAGAUCCUCACAGACGGGACUGGCUGACCAAAACCAUGGAGUCUUUUCUGCCUCACUCACUAAAUAGCAGAGUUAUUGUGUCUGCAGAAGAUGGACGGUGUUUUGGGCAGAAGGAAGCUGGAUUUUAUGACAAGGUUUUAGUCGACGCUCCUUGUUCCAACGACAGGAGUUGGCUGUAUUCUAGCAGCAGCCAGCAGGGGGCGCAGAGACUGAGGGACAGGGCCAGGCUGCCGCUGCUACAGGCUCAGCUGCUCAAGUCGGCAUUAUCUGCAGUUUGUCCCGGUGGUGUUGUCGUCUAUUCAACCUGUACACUGUCGAGCUUGGAGAACUAUGCUGUUGUUGAGAUGGUGCUGAAAGACGUUCCUGAGGCCGAACCUCAGGACCUGUGGGAGGAGAUUGCCAUUCCUUUAUCAAAACACUUUGCAUUUAGUUCUCACCCUGAUUGUGAACAGAUGCAUCCAGGUCCUUCCCCACUAACGAACAGCACCGCAACCACUUAUCACCAGAAACUUGGCAUUUUAGUGCUUCCUCAGCCUGGCAAAACCUGGGGACCCAUGUUUUUGUCUCGAAUUCGAAAAAGGGAAUAGCACUCUCUCCUCCUGUAGAGGAGGACAGAAAAAGAAGAUCUAAACAUGUCGCUGUCAACACAUACAGGUGUAAGAAAGUCAUAAAUUAAACAACUUUAAUGCUGCAACACUAACCAUCUGUAGCACUUUACAAGGGGCACAAAAGUAUUUAGUCAACCACCAAUUGCGCAAGUUCUCCCACUUAAAUAGAUGAGAGAGGACUGUCAUUUUCAUCAUACGUACUGUACACUUCAACUAUGAGAGACAGAAUGGGGGGAAUGAAUCCAGGAAAUCACAUUGUGAGAUUUUUACUGAAUUAAUUGGUAAAUUCCUCGGUAAAAUAAGUAUUUGGUCACCUACAAACAAGCAAGAUUUCUUGCUUUCACAGACCUGUAACUUCUUUUUUAGGAGGCUCCUCUGUCCUCCACUCAUUACUUGUAUUAAUGGCACCUGUUUUAACUGGUUAUCAGUAUAAAAGACACCUGUCCACAACCUCAAACAGUCACACUCCAAACUCCACUAUGGCCAAGACCAAAGAGCUGUCAAAGGACGUGAGAAACAAAAUUGUAGACCUGCACCAGGCUGGGAAGACUGAAUCUGCAAUAGGUAAGCAGCUUGGUGUGAAGAAAUCAACUGUGGGAGCAAUUAUUAGAAAAUGGAAAACAUACAAGGCCACUUUCCCUCAAUCUGGGGCUCCACGCAAGAUGUCACCCCGUGGGGUAAAAAUUAUCUCAAGAACGGUGAGUAAAAAUCCCAGAACCACAUGGGGACCUAGUGAAUGACCUGCAAAGAGCUGGGACCAAAGUAACAAAGGAACCAUCAGUAACACACUACGCUGCCAGGGACUCAGAUCCUGCAGUUCCAGACGUGUCGCCCUGCUGAAGCCAGUACAUGUCCAGGCCCGUCUGAAGUUUGCUAGAGAGCAUUUGGAGGAUGCAGAAGAGGAUUGGGAGAAUGUUAUAUGGUCAGAUAAAACCAAGAGAGAACUUUUUGGUAGAAAUACAACUUGUCGUGUUUGGAGGAAAAAGAAAGCUGAGUUGCAUCCAAAGAACACCAUACCUACUGUGAAGCAUGGGGUUGGAAACAUCAUGCUUUGGGGAUGUUUUUCUGCAAAGGGACCAGGAUGACUGAUGUGUGUAAGGGAAAGAAUGAAUGGGGCCAUGUAUCGUGAGAUUUUGAGUGAAAACUUCCUUCCAUCAGCAAGGGCAUUGAACAUGAAAUGUGGCUGGGUCUUUCAGCAUGACAAAGAUCCCAAACACACCACUCGGCCAACGAAGGAGUGGCUUCGUAAGAAACAUAUCAAGGUCCUGGAGUGGCCUAGCCAGUCUCUAGAUCUCAACCCCAUAGAAAAUCUUUGGAGGGAGUUGAAAGUCUGUGUUGCCCAGCGACAGCCCCAAAACAUCACUGCUCUAGGAGAUCUGCAUGGAGGGAUGGGCCAAAAUACCAGCAACAGAAAAUCGGGCAAUGUGAUUUUUCUGGAUUUUUUUUUUCAUUCUGUUUCUCAUAGUUGAGAUAUAUCUGUGAUAAAAAUUACAGGCCUUCUCAUCUUUUUAAGUGGGAGAACUUGCACAACUGAUGUGUGACUAAAUACAUUUUUGCCCCACUGUAA